Molecule: messenger RNA, 987 nt
Organism: Didymodactylos carnosus
Lineage: Eukaryota; Metazoa; Rotifera; Eurotatoria; Philodinida; Philodinidae
Source: the annotation of a GenBank genome assembly
AUGGCCGCCCCACAAGGCCAUAACUGUAAUCAACCCUCGCCAAUACUUUUUGAAUCACAUCAACAACGACCGACAACAAACACAGCAAGUGACAAUAGCGAACAAAACUUAAUAAGUGCAUUCAAUUACUUUUAUAAUAAAACGGCGGAUCACUCGGAUACAUUACUACAAUUCGCAGAUACGAAUAAAAAACAUAUCGAAAAUAUGUACGCUAAAACACACGAAAUUUAUCCGCGAUAUUGUGUGACGUAUCAAAUUUUUAAAAAUGCAAUGACAAUACUGGAUGACACAAUGUACCUAAUACGGUUUGAUGAUGGUGAUUUGGAAGAACGUUCCAUCGACCAAACAUUUAUUGACGCUGUCAAUGAUGCAACUAAAAAUCGAUUUAUUCCAGCACAUGGAGACAAAAAUGUAACAACUUUGCCAAAUUUAUAUGUUGAAUUGGAUACAUGUAAAAAUAUGUGGGGGUAUUAUUCCUAUCUAUUUUCGGGUGCCACCACAAUAUUUGAUAUCUCACCAAUCAUGAAUGAAAAACAGAAAAAUGAUAUUUUAUCGGCCACCAAAAGACAUGGACGAAUGAUAUUGAUGUAUCCGUUGAAUGUUUUUUGCAAAACAAAUUUUACUGGUAAAGAUGAAAAUAAGCGAAUGGAAAGAGACAAUUUUCUACGAAAAUGGAAUGAUCCGUUAUACAAAUUUUUUGUCUCAUUUUGGACCCAUCAUAAAAGAAUUAGAGCAAAAAAGUGUAAUCCUGAAUUAGGUUCAAGCGUCUUCCUUACAGAUGGACAUCAAAAAGCAGAAUGUCGAGUAUGCUUGUUUGAUGGCGUUUGUGAUCUCGGUAUUCCAGCACUUGGACCGAUUAUGACUGGGUGCUUCGAGACGCCGAUACGGAGUGAUGACACCAAAAAGAUUGUACUGCAACCAACAUUAACCACCAAUACCGUCAUUCGAGUUUCCGACCCAGGGUCAAUUGGUGAAACCUAUAGAUAA